Messenger RNA from Ustilaginoidea virens, 2055 nucleotides. RefSeq lists its product as uncharacterized. Bases 1 to 2055 code for a protein of 684 amino acids. NCBI's taxonomy places the organism in Eukaryota, Fungi, Ascomycota, Sordariomycetes, Hypocreales, Clavicipitaceae. Gene Ontology annotation, molecular function: zinc ion binding; DNA-binding transcription factor activity, RNA polymerase II-specific. The transcript has 6 exons. The record is from RefSeq and is a predicted model, not a curated record. Gene Ontology annotation, biological process: regulation of DNA-templated transcription.
AUGCCUCAGAAAUACUCAUUCUUGCCGCAUCAGAGCGCGCUGGAAAAAGCCCCUGCGCUUGACCAGUACGACCUGAGCGCGAAUGAACAGCAGUUUCUUUCGGCAGGAUGGCCUGAGCCAAUAAUCACGCCCUCGCAGACUCUGGCUUACUUCCCUAGACGAAUGGCCGAGAUUUUCUGCAAUGGAUGUGACUUUACUACGGGUCAUCUGGAUGGGUAUCACACCUUACCUCAAGGUCCCGAUGCAUCCUACAGCCUAAACCAACCAUAUAUUGCCGAAAAGCAGCCUGUUGUGGCAUCGCAAGCCUUGCCAGGAACAUCAACAUUGCCGUACGUGGAGGCAGGGGCAGGCUCUGCAGCUUAUGAGUUCGUUCCCGCGCAAGUUGCUUCAAGCCUUGAUACCUUUUCGCAUGCCGUGGAACUGCAAACAUCGGAAUUUUUCCAGGAUGGAUUCCUACCUGAGCACAACGCCAACUUCUCUGCAUUCUUCACGGAUCAAGUACUGAAACCAGAGACGGGACUGAUCGGCCCCUUGCCCAUACCCGAUCAAAGCGGGUUGAUGCUUAGUGCGUCAUGUCAGGAUAAUUACGGGUUCGGCACUUUUGUUGCGGCGGGAUCGCCUUCAGGGCAAGGAAUAGGUUCAUCCAUGCUGUCAUCCGACGGAUCAGGUAUACUCAUGGUCACCGGGAGCCUCGUAGAAACGCUGCCUCAACAGUCCUGGGUUGACACAAGCUCCAACGCCCAUCAAACAAGUUUUGACAUCAUCUUGCCGAACCAACGAGGGGGGAAGCGAGGUCCUUUCAAAGAUCCUACUCUGCGAGAACAGACUGCGCAGACACGCAAGAUUGGAUCAUGCAUUCGGUGCAGGAUGCAGAGGAUACGUUGUGAACAUAACCCAGAAGAGCCGGGCGGAGCCUGCCUGACGUGCAAAAAAGUCUCCAACGUAAAGGCUGGGCGAUUCCCUUGUUUGAGAUACAAAAUCACCGACAUAAGGCUAUUCAAGCCCGGACAAGUCCCAGGAUACGAAUGGACACGAAGGUGGAAUAACAAUAUUUCUGAUCCGAUUCAAAAGUGGGCAUCCGCAGAAGUCAAGUUCAUACGCAUCUCGUCUGGGUUUACAAAAAAAUGCAUUCAGCUGCCGGUUCGGAAGUUUAUACCUCAGGAUGGUGACAAGACAGAACGCACCUGGGAUUAUAACGGGUCCAAGAGAUCAGUCAAAGUGCCGCCAUACGCUCUGAUGGAUCUGGAAGACGGCAAAACAGCCUACAUGAGGCACAUCUCGGACGCGAUGGGCGACACUAUCAAGCACAUAGCCGACCGGUCGAGCGGUUUGCUGCGGAAGACGUAUGUCGAAGCCUUUCGCAUGUACCAAGACGCCACGAUACCCGAAGAAUGGAAGCAGCUGCUUGACUGGACGUUUCGGUUGUGGGUCGCUGUUCGACUUUCGACAAAUUCAGACUUCAUCGUUGGUGAAGAGAAGCUUGGCAUGGCAGACGACAUUUUGGAUGCAACGAGUCCCAAUGCCGGAAAGAUUCCCGUGCCGCCGGUGCUCGGUGCCCAGCUGGAUCUAGUCCUCAUUCACCAUAUUCAGACUCGACUCAGACGCGAGUUGCUUGAUAAGUUACAGAAGAUGGUGUUGAAGAACCGGCAAUGCACGUGGUUUGUGACUUAUUUGGUGACGUUUAUUCUGCUGCACAAUGCAGCGCUAAUCAUAGCCCAUGACGCGGCAUACGCUCGAAAGCAUGGAAUCAGACGUCGAUUUGCGCGCGAAGACAAAGUCAAAGAAUACCAUCUUGGAGCCAACAUUCUUCUGGCUCAUUUCCACUAUUGCAACAAGGGUUGGUAUCCAUUCUCGGACGAGUGCAAGGACCAAGAUUUGCGCUCACUAGCAGAUCUGGACGAGGAGAAGAUUCGGUUCGUGCAUGAGACGAGGAAGUUUGCCAAGGAGCACGAGCGAGAAUGGGAGCAGGUUCGGGAGAAGGGCGCGUGGGAGCAUGAUUACUUCUUUGUCAGCCAGCUGUUUCAAGAGAACUGGCAUCCCCGAACCGAGUCAUGA